ACAUGUGAAUUGAGGUUUACAUAACGAAUGUAUAGGUAGAGAUGCCGCAAUGGCGUAGAUUUCCUCUUUGGAUUUCUGAAACAGAGAAUUGCUGACAGCUAGUAAAUUUUGAUCUCAACUGUAUCAUGCACUACGAAUAUUAGUGCUCAUGAUUAGUUCAACAGAUCACGCGUUUAUACAUGAAUACAACAUAAUUUGUUAAUUACGUUCUGCCAACCGAUAUCUGUUGUCGGUUACAUUUUUACGUAGGAAAGAAUGGAUUUGUUAAAAUACACUUUGCGUGCUAGCUAUGGGAUCGAAUUGUACGUGCUAUACAUUUUGACAACAUGUUUGCGAAUGAAUUCGGCCACGAUUACAGACAACAAGUACAAAGUGGUGACAAAGACAUUAAUUCAGAACCAUGCCGGGUCUUUUUUAUCUUCAUCAACCUGGAAAACGAAGCUGGGAUGUGCUACCGCAUGUGACAACUCGAACUGUUUAUCGUUCUCCUACAACUCCGCCACGAGGGAGUGUAGAACGUACACAGUCGAAAUAUGCCACAGAGACGACGGUGUGACGUCAUCGACAGUCUCAUUCUACGCAAAAGUGGUCAGCUUUACCUCUCUGAACCACUGUGGUGACGUGCCAAUAGCUCAUUGUUCGGGAGUAUACACACUGAGUCUCACUACCAGUGUCCAAGUUUUCUGUGAUAAAGACACUGCUGGAGGACCAUGGACGGUUAUCGCCAAUAGAUACGAUGGGUCCGUGGACUUUUACCAAACGUGGAAUCAAUACAAAAAUGGGUUUGGAAGUUUGACUGGAGAGUUCUGGCUAGGUUUCGAGAACUUGAGAGCGGUGUUAGCCCAGAAUAUGAAGCUUCGAAUCGAGAUGGAAGGGUGGGAUGGAUCCUUAAAAUAUGUCGAAUACAGUACAUUUUCCGUGUCUGAUGAGGCAUCAAAGUAUGUGCUAUCUAUAGGCGGUUACAGCACGCCAGACGGAUUAUUUAACGCCCUUUCAUACCAUAAUGGCAGGCCUUUCUCCACCCAUGACAAUGAUAAUGACGCCUAUAGUGGUAGCUGCGCCAGUGGUGCAUAUGGAGCAUGGUGGUAUGGUGAGUGUAUUGAUUCCAACCUGUUCGGGAGGUACACGUCAGAAACUGGCUACGACUCAAUGCUUUGGAAGUAUUUCGUCUCCGCUUCAACGAGUUACACACCUGUCAGGACAAUGAGAAUGAUGCUUAUCAAAGCAUAGGACUGUAUGUGUUACCUUUGGAUGUAUUUAAGUGUCUU
This is a messenger RNA of Pecten maximus, 1268 nucleotides long. Its product is annotated as fibrinogen-like protein A. Lineage: Eukaryota; Metazoa; Mollusca; Bivalvia; Pectinida; Pectinidae. Bases 256 to 1230 code for a protein of 324 amino acids. The transcript has 5 exons. The record is from RefSeq and is a predicted model, not a curated record.